Messenger RNA from Saccoglossus kowalevskii, 1827 nucleotides. RefSeq names its product forkhead-associated domain-containing protein 1-like. Gene Ontology annotation, molecular function: protein binding. The record is from RefSeq and is a predicted model, not a curated record. NCBI's taxonomy places the organism in Eukaryota, Metazoa, Hemichordata, Enteropneusta, Harrimaniidae.
UUUUCACGAGUAAAGGAGAAUAAGAGACAUGAAGAAGAAUUACAGAUGAGAGAAAAAGAAAUCAUUAGUUUGAAACAUACUCGUUUACAGGGUAAUCGUAACUCUAAUAUUAUAAAACAAGAAUUAAAACUGUUACAAUCCGUAACAGUUGAUGAUUCACUUCAUUGGAUAAAAGAUGCAUUCACUAAUUUAUUUAAUGAAGAGUUGACAUGGUUACAAGGAAUUGAAGACUCACUUGAAAUGUGUGGUUAUAACAUAAAGUCAUCGGAUCAAGGUCCUGCCAAAUAUAUUGAAAACCUUCAAAUCAGAGUGGAAAAUGAAAUUAAAGAAAAGGAGGAUAUUAAGUUAAAACUGACAACUAUUGAAUCUGAAGUGAGAAGUGAAAUGAACAGUCAAGUCAGUGACUUGAAACGUGAACAUGAAAUGCACGUCAGUGAUGUAGUAGAAAAGAUACGAGCUGAAGCUGAUCAGAAAGUUCACUUGGCUGUUGAUGAAGUGAGACAAGCUGAAAUGGAGAAAAGAUUAGAGGCAAUAGAAGCUGAAAAGCUGAAGAGACAAGAUUUACAACAGACAAUAGAUGAAAUGAGACAGGCGGUAACUAUGAAAGGUGAACAAGAGAAGGAACACAUGACUGUUGUCACAGAGAUAGAACAACAAAUGGAAGAGAUGAGAGUGGUGGAAAUGAAGUUGAAAGAUGAAAUGGUGAACAAAGAAAUUCAGUUUAAAGAGGAGAUGAAGCAACUACGGGAUCAACAUGAGGAUGAGAAGAGAUCUCAUUACACUGAGGUAGCUGCUUACAAGGAGCAAGUAAGACAGCACGCUGUGACCAUUGUUGCUAUGGAGGAGAGGUUAUUAAAGAUCACCCAGCAACAGAAAGAAAUGGAAGAAGAAAGGAGUGAUUUGAAACAACAAAUUGAGAGAAUACGUUCUAAACCUGUUCCACCGCCAAAACCAGCUGUGCCAUCAAAACCAGUCAUAGUUCAAGCCGGUCCUGAUAUACAGGCAUUAGAACAACUUGUUCAAGUUUUAAGACGAGAGUCAAAUGAUUACAAGAAAGAAAUGCAAGACCAGCAGGACAUUAUAUUAGGGCUGAGAAGAGAUCUGGCAGGGGCAUCAGCCAGGUUAUCUGACAUGACUGGUGAACUGAGUGAGCGUCAGAAACAGGAAAUGGAAAACAAUCUCACUCUGAUGAAAGAUAUGGAACAAGAAUUGAUGACACAGCGACAACAAAUGGCUAAGUUGUCAGAACUUGUUGACAAACAAACAAAUGAAGCAAGAAAACUCCAGGCAGAACUCAGUGAUGAGAGAAAACUGUUGUCAAGAUCACAAAAUGAAAACAAGCAGAAAUCAGAGGAGGUUGUGGCAUUGCAAAGUCAGUUGUCUUCAGUACAACAAACACAACAAGAAAUAACUGUCAAAAAAGAACAAGAAGGUGUAAUUGCUACUGAGUUGGCGUCAUUUGGUGCUCAGUGUCGUGGUGAGAGACAUGAACAAGUUAUAGCCAGACAAAGAGAAGCUUUGGCUGAACUCAGAUCAAGAAUCAAAGGUUUAGAACAAUCAAGACCCCCAAUUCCUUCCGGUGAUCAAGCCUUGCAGCAGGUCGUCCUUCUCAAAAAAGAACUUGCUGAGAUGCGAGCACAACAGGUGUCUCUUAGCGGUAGUAAUGGUUUUAACAUCCAGGAUGCAACGCUGGACCAGAAGAUUGCAGAGGCCAGAGGACAAAUACCGCCCUCAGUGUCAGACACUGCCAUAGAGAGGAGUGCUCGUAUAGAGACACAAGAAGCUCUUGAAGAAAGUGAAAAAACAGUAAGUUAAAUUACUGCUUAG